Messenger RNA from Brenthis ino (lesser marbled fritillary), 597 nucleotides. Lineage: Eukaryota; Metazoa; Arthropoda; Insecta; Lepidoptera; Nymphalidae. The record is from the annotation of a GenBank genome assembly.
AUGGCAAACAUAGCCGCGAAACGUAUAAAACGAGAGUUCAAAGAAGUUAUGAAAAGCGAAGAGGUUGCGGGGGGUGCCAUCAAAUUGGAGUUAGUGAACGAAUGCUGGACGGAAUUGCAGGGCGAGAUUGCAGGCCCUGCCGACACCCCCUAUGAAGGAGGUACAUUCCUCCUGGAAAUAAAAGUACCAGAAACAUAUCCAUUCAACCCUCCAAAGAUCCGAUUCAUGACCAAAAUCUGGCAUCCGAACGUGUCCUCUGUCACUGGAGCCAUUUGCUUGGAUAUCCUCAAAGAUCAGUGGGCCGCCGCGCUAACUUUGCGUACCGUACUUCUUUCUAUACAGGCCUUGCUUUCCGCUGCCGAGCCUAACGACCCGCAGGAUGCUGUUGUUGCUAAGCAGUAUAGGGAAAGUCCCCACUUGUUCACUAUGACUGCUCGGCAUUGGACAAAUAUCUACGCCGGAGGCCCUUUCACUGUAUGGGAGUUCAAUCAGAAAAUCCAGCGUCUUUUAGACAUGGGCAUUGAUGAAGAUCAGGCACGAGUAGCUCUCUCUACAUACGAUUGGGAAAUAGAGAGGGCUACUGAGCAACUGUUUAGU